GUGCCGGCUACUGCCCCCAAGUCUAGGCCUAGACUGGGGCCCGCGCCCUCCAGGCACCCGCGGGCGGCGGGAUGGGGACUGGAGUAGGGCGGGGUCCGCGUCCAGCUGCGCCUGAGGACCGAGAACGGACAAGAAAGUUGAUGCUUGGAAAAGACGAUUGGCCUCAAAUACCUAGAUGGACUGGAGAGACCAUCCCUUGUGGCCCACAGCUUGACCUCUGAGCACCCUGUCCCCGUCCACCUGUGGACCUGCUGAGGCUCCCCCUGGCUUUCUCCUGCAGACCCCUCUACCAUGAACCAGUCCAUCCCAGGGGCUCCCACCCCGCCCCGCCGCGUGCGGCUGAAGCCCUGGCUGGUGGCCCAGGUGAACAGCUGCCAGUACCCAGGGCUUCAAUGGGUCAACGGGGAAAAGAAAUUAUUCUACAUCCCCUGGAGGCAUGCCACGAGGCAUGGUCCCAGCCAGGACGGAGAUAACACCAUCUUCAAGGCCUGGGCCAAGGAGACUGGGAAAUACACUGAAGGUGUGGAUGAAGCUGAUCCGGCCAAGUGGAAGGCCAACCUGCGCUGUGCCCUUAACAAGAGCCGGGACUUCCGCCUCUUCUACGAUGGGCCCCGGGACAUGCCACCUCAGCCCUACAAGAUCUACGAGGUCUGCUCCAAUGGCCCUGCUCCCACAGACUCCCAGCCCCCUGAGGAUUACUCUUUAGGUGCAGGAGAGGAGGAGGAGGAGGAAGAGGAAGAGCUGCAGAGGAUGUUGCCAAGCCUGAGCCUCACAGAUGCAGUGCAGUCUGGCCCCCACAUGGCACCCUAUUCUUUACUCAAAGACGAUGUCAAGUGGCCGCCCACACUGCAGCCGCCCGUGGUGCUGGGUCCCCCUGCUCCAGACCCCAGACCCCUGGCUCCUCCCCCUGGCAACCCUGCUGGCUUCAGGGAGCUUUUCCCUGAGGUCCUGGAGCCUGGGCCCCUGGCUGCCAGCCUGCCCCCUGCAAGCGAACAGCUCCUGCCUGACCUGCUGAUCAGCCCCCACAUGCUGCCUCUGACUGACCUGGAGAUCAAGUUUCAGUACCGGGGGCGGCCACCCCGGGCCCUCACUAUCAGCAACCCCCACGGCUGCCGGCUCUUCUACAGCCAGCUGGAGGCCACCCAGGAGCAAGUGGAACUCUUUGGCCCCAUAAGCCUGGAGCAAGUGCGCUUCCCCAGCCCUGAGGACAUCCCCAGCGACAAGCAGCGCUUCUACACGAACCAGCUGCUGGAUGUCCUGGACCGCGGGCUCAUCCUCCAGUUACAGGGCCAGGACCUGUAUGCCAUCCGCCUGUGUCAGUGCAAGGUGUUCUGGAGUGGGCCUUGUGCUUCAGCCCAUGACUCAUGCCCCAACCCCAUCCAGCGGGAGGUCAAGACCAAGCUCUUCAGCCUGGAGCAUUUUCUCAAUGAGCUCAUCCUGUUCCAGAAGGGCCAGACCAACACCCCACCACCCUUCGAGAUCUUCUUCUGCUUCGGGGAAGAAUGGCCUGACCGCAAACCCCGAGAGAAGAAGCUCAUUACUGUACAGGUAGUGCCUGUAGCAGCUCGAUUGCUGCUGGAGAUGUUCUCAGGGGAGCUAUCUUGGUCAGCUGAUAGUAUCCGGCUACAGAUCUCAAACCCAGACCUCAAAGACCACAUGGUGGAGCAGUUCAAGGAGCUCCAUCACAUCUGGCAGUCCCAGCAGCGGUUGCAGCCUGUGGCCCAGGCCCCUCCUGGGGCAGGCCUUGGCGCUGGCCAGGGGCCCUGGCCCAUGCACCCAGCUGGCAUGCAGUAACAAGGCUGCAGAUGGUGACUGGCCCUGGCUUCCUGGGUGGCUGUGUGGACUGAUGUGGAGGUGUGACAGCCCCAGUGAGCACCUGGCUGGCUGCAGGGUCCUACCUCUGGGUUUCCUGGAAGUGGAUGUGGGCCAAGAAGAAGAGGGAGAAAGGCCCGAGCCCCUGCCUUCCCAGGCCUAUCUGUCCUUGUCUCAAUUAUUUCUGGUCUGGUCAGCCUGGCUCUCGAGAAACUCGGCCAUGAGCAGGGAAGGAACUCCCCCAACCUUGGUGCCUAGUUGUAUAGGAAGAAUUGCCUAAGGGUGGCCCACUCUUGUGAUUGCCCCAUUUCCUCUGGCAGAAAAAGCCAGAGUGUUGUGGGCCAAGUCCCCCGCACAGGGCCUCUGCAGGGCAUGGCCCUGAUUUCCCUGGUUUGAGCCUCACUUCCUCAUCUCCCUCUCCUCUGAGAUAAUAUGAGUGAGCACUUAGGUAUCACAUCAGAUGCUUAAGGCUGGCAGCUACCCCCCUUCUUGAGAGCCCAAGAACCUGGAGUAGAAAGAAUUUUUAUGUAUUUUUGGAUUAAUAAAUGUUAAAAACAGACUCAGCUGUUUCUUUCCUUUUUCUACUACCAGUUGCUCCCAUGCUGCUCCACCAGGCCCUGUUUCGGAUGCCCGCUGGCCCACUCCCCAAGCACCUGCCCCCAGCUUGCAACCAUUGGCACUGGGAGGGCCUGGAUUCUGGGCUGAUGAGUCAGUUGGGCCUUCAUAAACACUCACCUGGCUGGCUUUCCUUUCCAGGAGGAAGCUGGCUGAGCAAGGGUGUGGAUUUUUAAAUGUGUGCACAGUCUGGAAAACUGUCAGAAUCAGUUUUCCCAUAAGAAAUGGUGAAAAAGGGCAGACUAGCAUUGCAGCUGCAUUUGGGACCAUUCAAAUCUGUCACUCUCUCGUGUACAUUCCUGUGCUAUUAAAUAUAUCAGGGCAAUGCAUGCAAAUCAUCCUGAUAUAUUUAAUAUAUUUAUUAUAUUGUCCCCCGAGGUGGGGGCAGUGAGUGCUCACUCUUAGUCCCCUCAGAGCUGGUUGCUAAAGAACCUGGCACCUACCCCCUCUCAUUUCCUCUGUGUCAUCUCUGCACACUCCAGCCCCCUUUCUGCCUUCAGUCAUUGAGUGGAAGCUGCCCCAGGCCCUUACCAGGUGCAGAUGCCCCAUCUUGAUGCCCAGCCAUCAGAACUGUGAGCCAAAUAAACCUUUUUCUGU
Messenger RNA from Chlorocebus sabaeus (green monkey), 3024 nucleotides. RefSeq names its product interferon regulatory factor 5 (gene IRF5). Lineage: Eukaryota; Metazoa; Chordata; Mammalia; Primates; Cercopithecidae. Gene Ontology annotation, biological process: immune system process; regulation of transcription by RNA polymerase II. Gene Ontology annotation, cellular component: nucleus. The record is from RefSeq and is a predicted model, not a curated record. Gene Ontology annotation, molecular function: DNA-binding transcription factor activity, RNA polymerase II-specific; protein binding; RNA polymerase II cis-regulatory region sequence-specific DNA binding.